AUGCAUAGAUAUGGUAUUUUGCCCGAGAAGUUGCGCCAGAGCUCAUCGAAGGCCAUUCACUGUUCCGUGUUCUGCCCCGGAAGAAGAUGUCGAUACGAGGGAGGAGCUUACUGGCAGAAGCAGGACAUGCACAUCAUGGGAGUCCUAUCCACAUGGAUCACCGAUGACAUUGUGACGAUGGCUCGUCCCUCCACAGAAAUCAUCAAAAAGUACAAAAUCAUCAGGCAGUUUCGCGAUAUUGGCAUCAGAUCAUUAAUCAACCUGCAAGAACGGGGAGAACACAGUUCUUGUGGAGUACCACUCGAAGAGUCGGGAUUUACAUAUGAUCCACAAAUUUUCAUGGAAAAUAAAAUCUUUUAUUAUAAUUUUGAUUGGAAAGACUUCGGUUCAGUGCCAAAAACCGUCCUCUUGGACAUGGUGAAGGUGUUGGCCUUUGCGCUGACAGAAGGCAAAGUGGCCAUCCACAGUCACGCCGGGCUUGGACGAGCAGGUGUGCUGGUAGCCUGUUAUCUCAUUUACACACUUCGAUGCAAGCCCACUGACGCUGUUUCCUACAUCAGGCAAAAGAGGCCGGGAUCUAUACAGACAAAAAGCCAAGUUGAAAGUGUCCAAGGUUUUGCUCAAUUCGUUGUACCCAUGUUUAUAGUGUUUGCUAAUGUGAUUCCUCGAGAUAGUUAUAGAACGAACCUCAAUGCAUAUUUAAGGCGGCAAAGUUACCUUUUGCACGGAUUUGAAGGAAGAUUGCUCAAACAUGUACCAAAACCAGUUUUCAUGUUCUGCGAACGCCUGCUGUCCUUGAUUGGUGACAACCAGCACGUCAGCUGUCCUGAUCUCGACACGGACCAAUUGUUCAACGAUCCUAACCGCUUCCUUAGCUACUUCUCAACGCGAUGCCGCUUGUUGAGGAUCCAGUUCUCGUCCCGUAAAUUUACUCUCCAGUUGCCAAAGACCACCACCACCUACAUGAACGGCAUCGCAGAAGAACCCAGGCACUGUGCACCCCCAUCACCUCCUAAUGGAAUUAUAGGGGAUAUGGAUCGUGUGAAUGAUGACAGAGCUUUCUGGGACUCGCCUAACAGUCUUUCAUCCACGGAAGACAACGCCCAACAUCCCAUGCUCAAUCACGUAGGAGGAGGUGGUCCUCCGCUGGAUGAUGGUCUAUUGGACUUUCGGUUAUCGGAUGACGAAGAACAAGGACCGGAACCAGAAUUCGAAUACAACAACAAGUCUCUCAGCAAUACGGAAUCUUCCAAGGACAACAACGAAAAUUUCACCGUUCAAGAUCGAGAAGAGUUGAUCGAUCAGACUGGUCAGAGUUUGAUACCAGUUUCCCACGAAGAAGUUCUCGAAUGCGACGAAGUUAUCGAAUGUUACGAAGUAGUAGAAUGCUACGAAAUUAUUGAAAAUCCAGAACAGCAGAUUGACGGCGCUCACCGCAGUAGGACACCACUGUCACGCUGGGAAAUCGUUGAAGAACGAGAAGAGUUACCGUACGAGGAUGAAAUCCAUGCACCAGAAGAAGAGGUAGAGAACGAUGAUGAUGAUGAUCCCUUAGAAGAUCUGAAUUCAGAGGAAUGCAACGCCAUCAUUGAUUCCGUUCUGCAAGAAGAUCCGGAGCAAGCCACUCCUUAUCUAAACGGAAUUGACAACAAAAGAGAUAUUUUUGCCAACAAAGAUAACAAAGGGUGCUCGACUUUAUCCUUCGAAGAAGAAUUCAGGAGGCCCUUAUCUGCUGCUAAUAUAAUUGAUGCCUUGCUAGCUGAUCAUUAUGUACUUGGCGAAGAUUUUGCAUUGAGCUUGCGAAGAUAUCAGAGAGCUUUAAACAACCGUCCAUCUGCUUGGGAAAAAGUGAAGCGGGAAUAUGAUCCUAUGAUGCUGUCCGCUUUGUUAUGGAGUUGGUUGGACCAACUAAGGGAGCCUGUUUUAAAUAUAAAUGAUUUAUCUGUCAUCGUCCUCCGAGCAGAGAAGCCAAUGGAAAUUUUAAAAAGACUGGAUAAUGGCACACGUUACACAACAGAAUACCUAGUGAGGUUCAUAGCAAGGCUACAACCGAAAUCGACUGCUAUUAGAACAGACUUGUUGCGGCGACUCGUGGCAUCCCUCACCCAUCAAGCCCUUGGUAUCCAAGGGACUCUUCGCCCAGUCGGCAUGGAAUGGAACAAAUUGCGACAAGGAACGUGCCGACAAGUCAUGCUCUUCAUCGACAAACUCUACGACAUGGCUGCGGGAGAGUGUGCUCAAAAAUGUCAUUUUUGA
This is a messenger RNA of Uloborus diversus, 2256 nucleotides long. Its product is annotated as protein tyrosine phosphatase domain-containing protein 1-like. The record is from RefSeq and is a predicted model, not a curated record. The transcript has 16 exons. Gene Ontology annotation, molecular function: protein tyrosine/serine/threonine phosphatase activity. Lineage: Eukaryota; Metazoa; Arthropoda; Arachnida; Araneae; Uloboridae. Gene Ontology annotation, biological process: cilium assembly; protein dephosphorylation. The coding region runs from base 1 to 2256 and encodes 751 amino acids.